AUGGCCGGCGGGCGCCGAGCUCCCGCCCGCCCUGCCACGCAUGCUCCGCAUCGAUGCGCCGGCAUCCCCCGCCAGUCCCGCCCCUCCGCCAACGCGUUGCUAGGCAACCGCGGUGUGCGCGCUCCCAUUGGCCGACGGCUCCGGGUGCGGUCAGCCGGUCAGCGCGGCCCCGGGCCUGGCUCCGGGCGCGGGUCGAUGCCGCCGUCCCCUGACCUUCCCGGGAUGCGCGGCGCGGAUCGCAGCCGAGAAACUUUAUUGACCUGUUUCUUAUCUCCGGGAUACAGGGCGGAGAGGGUGCGGGGCGGGAGAGCCGGAGAACCGAAAGCGGGAGAGCGCGGCGGGGACCUGAUACUCCAGAGGAGGGCCUCCUCUCCUCCCCCUGUGGCUGUGGCCCCAGCGGUGGCUGAUCCACCUGACAAGCAGGUCCAGGACAUCGUAGACACUGGGGACGUCUCAUUUCAGGCUGCUGUCUUCCGACUGUCUAGUUCCUGGCUUUAUCUGAUUGACUCACUCACCAAACAUUUCCUGACGUGGGCCGCCCCUGGGGCCGCUGCAAACAAGCGGGUGUUUGCGCAGCGCCGCGGCCCAGAGCGAUGCGGAUUCGAUGGAGACGCGGGGCCUUCGGGGAUCGAUCGGGCGCAGCUGUCGCGGAGCAGCCCCGGGAAGCUGCCACAGGCGAAGCUGGCACAGGCCCCGGGCGGUGCAAGGAAUCUCGGGGUGCCGCGUGCGCCCUGGCACAUCCCCAACGGAGAAGGCCAGGCGCUGCGCUGUGGGGAACAGAUCCGCAAAGCUUGCAGGUGUGGGAAAGGCUGGCCCGGGGACCUGCGGGCCAUCCAGCUCUUACUGAACUGGAGGAGACAGUCGCCAGCGUCCCCGGCACUUGCCGUAGCCGACAAGUUCCACCAGCACGCGGUGGCCGGGGCGCACGGAGGCCACCCGCACGCGCACCCUCACCCGGCCACCGCGCCUCCACCGCCCCCUCCGCAGCGCCUGGCGGCCAGCGUGAGCGGCAGCUUCACCCUUAUGCGCGACGAGCGGGCGGCGCUGGCCUCGGUGGGCCACCUCUACGGGCCCUAUGGCAAGGAGCUGCCCACCAUGGGGUCGCCACUGUCGCCGCUGCCCAGCGCGCUGCCCCCGGCUCUGCACAGCGCCCCGCAGCCGCCACCGCCUCCUCCGCCGCCGCUCGCCGCUUACGGGGCUCCGGGCCACCUGGCCGGGGACAAACUACUGCCACCCGCCGCCUUCGAGCCACACGCCGCGUUGCUGGGACGCGCGGAGGACGCGCUGGCCCGAGGGCUUCCUGGAGGCGGCGGCGGCGCGGGAGGCGGCGGGGCGGCUGGCGGGGCGGCCGCGGGUUUGCUGGCUCCGCUGGGCGGGCUGGCCGCGGCUGGGGCUCACGGGCCUCACUCAGGUGGUGGUGGCCCCGGAGGGGGCGGUGGCGCCGGCGGAGGUGGCAGCGGCCCGGGAGCCGGCGCCGCAGCCGAAGAGAUCAACACCAAAGAGGUGGCCCAGCGCAUCACCGCCGAGCUGAAGCGCUACAGCAUCCCGCAGGCCAUCUUCGCGCAGCGCAUCCUGUGCCGCUCGCAGGGCACCCUCUCCGACCUGCUGCGCAACCCCAAGCCUUGGAGCAAGCUCAAGUCCGGUCGCGAGACCUUCCGCAGGAUGUGGAAGUGGCUGCAGGAGCCCGAGUUCCAGCGCAUGUCGGCGCUGCGCCUGGCAGCCUGCAAGCGCAAGGAGCAGGAUCAACAGAAGGACAGGGCUCUACAGCCCAAGAAACAGCGGCUGGUGUUCACCGACCUGCAGCGCCGCACGCUGAUCGCCAUCUUCAAGGAAAACAAGCGGCCGUCCAAGGAGAUGCAGGCCACCAUCUCACAGCAGCUGGGCCUGGAGCUCAACACCGUCAGCAACUUCUUCAUGAACGCCCGACGCCGCUGCAUGAAUCGCUGGGCUGAGGAGCCGGGUGCCACUCCGGGCACCGCGACAGCCACUGCCACCUUCUCCAAAGCCUGAGCCUUCCACUCGCCACCCCCACCCCAACCCCAGGGAAUCGCACACCCCAGCCCCGGGCAUGGGGACCCCUCCCCCACCCAGCCAAAGGAAAUCCCACCCACCCCCAGGGGACAGGGACCCACCCGAGCCCCCUUCAGUUUUGGACACUAAAGGGACCUCGAGGGAAGAGUGGGUCGAGAAUCAAGCACACCUUACAAACAAAACCCGGGUAUUUAAAAAAAAAAAAAUUAAAUAGAGAACCUUUCCUUCCCAGAUCCCAGACCUCCUCAAAAGGGGGAAAGCAGACAACUGCCUGUUUCUCCGCCCCCCCCCCCCUUCUCCUCCAGGCCAGGUCUCUGUCCCUUUGCCCCUUCCCAGGAACUGUGACUCGUCCCAAGUGGCUAAAAACCGACAAUAAGCUGGAUCCUUACAGCACCCAUCCCCAAACCUUGCUCCAAACCAAGCCCUCUCUCCGGGCAGGAAAGCCCCUCACCGCGGAGACCCUGGCCGCCACCCCCACCUCAGCGGCCUGCAAAUCCUGUGCCAACAGUCCCCUGCCUUAAGCCGGGGAGGGGAGCUACGAGAGCCCCCUGUCUCCAAGGAGACAGUGGCAGAUGUGGGUGGAGAUGAGGGUCGCCAUGGCCGCCUCGCCUCAGCGCCCCUGGUUGAGUUCGCUAUGAGCACCUUGCUACGUGAAGAAAGCUACACAGGGAACAAUGUCACCAGAAAGCAAAAAACGACACCCCAGAUCUUGGGGGCACAUCAGAGUCUCCAGAUCCGGGGGGGCCUUGGAUGCAAAGCUCUGGAAAUCUCUGGAACUCGUCGCCUGGUUUCUGGUUGCUUGGGGGUGCACAUCUGGGCACCCCACACACCAGAGGACAUUCGGGGUAAGCCUCGCCUUGGUGACGCCUCUCUCAGAGGAGGAAGUGGAAAACUGCUCGCUCCGUUGUUUUGCCAAAAAAUGUACAAUGGGGAAGGGUCAGAAGCAAGGGGGCACCCCCACCACGCUGCUCAGUCCUCCCCUCGCCUGGGAGCCAGAUCCAGGAGGCUGCCUCUCCCCCUCCCCCUCUGGGGGUCCAAGAUCCUGGGAACUACUCUCUUCUGAACCCUAUCCCAUGGCUGCUCCCAGGAAGGGCGCACCCUCAGUUUCCCUAGAGAAUGCAAGAGACCUUUCUAGUGAGAAGAAAAGGAACCUCCCAUCCUGUAAAGGCUACCUCACUGAGUCCAUGCUGUGAUUCAAAUAUCACGUCUGAUACCAAAGAUUCCCCCACCCCCCAAGGGUUUGUGCUGGAAGCCAGGGUGUCCCCACCCUCACCCCAUGGCUGUCCCCACCCGAGAGAGAGAGAGAGAGAGAGAGAGAGAGAGAGAGAGAGAGAGAGAGAGAAAGAGAGAAAGAGAGGCAAGAGGACAGCGAGGUCGGUGAGUGCCUUUUUAUUGAACCAAAGAUGUGUGUAGAGAGUCCUCUGUCCUAAAUGACUGGCUGCUCUCCCAUGGAAGCAACUUGGAUGGAUGCUUCUAGAACCUUCUGGUGUGAGGCAGAAUGCUCAGAGUGAAAAGAGUCCCCCCCUUCCCACUCAGCAAGAGACAGGUCUCCCCCCACAGAAACACUGAGACACGCACACACCAAACACACCCGGCUGGUAGGCCAGUGCACGCGCGCACGUACACACACACACACACACACACACACACACACACACACACACACACAAUCAUCCGGAACUCUAGUUCCGAAGGACUCGGUGCCCUCUUCUGGUCCUCCCAGGCACCUGCACCCUCACACACCCAUACAUGAUUAAAAAUAAAAUAUGGGUUUUUUUUGUUUGUUUGA
Microtus ochrogaster (prairie vole) is the source of this 3820-nucleotide messenger RNA. It is a transcript of the gene Onecut3, whose product is annotated as one cut homeobox 3. Gene Ontology annotation, cellular component: nucleus. NCBI's taxonomy places the organism in Eukaryota, Metazoa, Chordata, Mammalia, Rodentia, Cricetidae. Gene Ontology annotation, molecular function: RNA polymerase II cis-regulatory region sequence-specific DNA binding; DNA-binding transcription factor activity, RNA polymerase II-specific. The record is from RefSeq and is a predicted model, not a curated record. Gene Ontology annotation, biological process: regulation of transcription by RNA polymerase II.